AUGGCACCUUUCAAGUUUGCCAAAAAAAUUUCGAAAGAUAAAGCCAAGCACGAGCCCGCUCCAGCACCUAAAGCGGCUCCCCAACCUCAACCUCAACCUCAAAUCGCUAAGCGGUUCACGCAUAGCGCAAUUCCAGAACCUGCAGCUGCGCGCAUUUUCCCGACACCUGUGCCAGUUCAGCAGCGCAAUGUGUCUAGUGCAUCCGCGUUGCAGCAGACAGAGUAUACUCCAUGGAGCCGCGUCAAGCUGGCAAACUCGCCUUUUCCCCGAUACCGCCAUGUCGCGUCCGCUUAUGCUUCUGAACAGAACCAGGUUUACGUGAUAGGUGGUCUCCACGACCAGUCGGUUUAUGGGGACACAUGGAUUAUCUCUGCUCACGACAACGGCAGCAAGUUCUCGUCCAAAACUGUCGAUAUCACAGACACCACUCCCCCUCCUCGGGUUGGGCACGCUUCCACACUGUGCGGAAAUGCUUUCGUUAUUUUCGGAGGUGAUACGCACAAGGUCAACAGCGAUGGGUUGAUGGAUGAUGACGUCUAUCUUUUCAACAUCAACUCUUAUAAAUGGACUAUUCCACGGCCGGUUGGCCCUCGGCCCCUUGGCCGCUACGGCCACAAGAUCAGCAUCAUUGCCACGUCACAGAUGAGGACUAAACUCUACGUGUUUGGUGGCCAGUUCGACGACACUUACUUCAAUGACUUAACGGUGUUUGACCUCUCUUCGUUCCGCCGCCCAGACUCUCACUGGCAGUUCAUCAAACCAAACACGUUCACGCCGCCUCCGCUUACGAAUCACACGAUGAUCUCGUAUGACUACAAGCUCUGGGUAUUCGGCGGUGACACGCCUCAGGGUCUCAUCAACGACGUAUUUAUGUUUGAUCCACAAAUCAACGACUGGAAGGUCAUGCAGACUACAGGAGACAAGCCUCCCCCACUGCAAGAGCACGCGGCCGUGCUGUAUGGAGACCUAAUGUGCGUGGUAGGGGGAAAGGACGAGCAAGAUGUUUACUCUAACAGUGUCUUCUUCCUCAAUUUGAUUUCUUUGAAAUGGUUCAAGUUGCCUUCUUAUCGGUCUGGCAUACCUCAGGGGCGUUCUGGUCACUCUUUGACUUUGCUUCCUAACCAUAAGCUCUUAAUUAUGGGUGGUGACAAGUUCGAUUACGCCAGAGGCGGAGAGGGCGACGUUCACACCUCUGACGUGGAUUUGGGGUGCGGAACUCUUCUCUAUGUUCUUGACCUAUCCAAGCUGGGGGAGCAGUGCCCAGGCAUAUUUGAUGCCAAGCGUGUUGCUGCUCCACAAAAAGGGGUUGAGAACAUUCCAACCUCGCCCCCUCAGCCCAGUCGCAACGCAUCAAUUCAACAAAACAUUUUAACUCCUUUCAGCGAGCGCUACCAGACUCCCAACACUGAUCAAGGCGGCUUUUCUGCUGUUGAAAAAUUCACAACGCCAAAAACCGAUGGCGUGUUUAGCCCCAGACCUGAAGCUGAGGACAGCAACACAGAAGCUAGUGCUCUUGGAACCCCACAAGACAUUAAGAAGCCAACUUCGCCAGUUCCACAAUUGAAGACUAAUCACUGGAGCGCCCAAAGUCCUCCACCACGUGUAGUUUCAUUGAGCUCUGCAAAUGAAUCAGAGCUUGGUAGCUCUCGUGGACAUGACAGUCAAUUCAGCGGCGAUGUUAGUGAAGAGUAUGGCGUUGCAAUGAUUGGAAAUUCUCCAUCUAGGCCCGUUGUCCGCGAAAGUAUAUUACCGGAGGACGAAACCCUAGAGAAUUUGCCAAGUCGAAGCUAUUCAGGAGAAACCACUCCUCAACGCGAAGAUAUACAACCGGUGAGCUCAACUCCAGAACCUGCAAGGCCAGUAGUGGCACGGGACCAAGGGAAUCUCGGGACACAGGUCCAGGAGAACAUAGCCUCGCCAGGCCCGGAAAACAUGGCGGUGCGAAGCCAGGAAAACACUGCAACGCGAGGCCAGGAAAACACUGCGACGCGAGGCCAGGAGAGCAUGGUGGCACGUGGUCAGGAAAACACGAUGAAACGAACCCAAGAGAAUUCAAUGGCACGCGGAGAAGAGGGUUUGAUGACGCGUAGUCCAGACAAUUCAACACAAAAUGGCAUGAAAGGGGUGCCCUUCGAGAUCAUUGAGGCUCUACGAAAGGAACUUGGGGACUUGCGUUCUGAAGCAGAAAAGAGUGCGCAGUCGGCCAGUCGGCGCAUUGAAGAGCUGGAACAAGAAAACAGCAGGUUAAAAGAGAGCAAUGACGCGGGAUCCCGUUUAGUGAAGUUGCAGACGGACUAUGAUCUCGCAGUCGCCGACCGUAAAGCGCAUGAAGAUCGUGUGGGCGAAGUUGAAGACCUUCUUUCCAAAAAAUUCCUCGACGUAGCGCGGCUUCACGAUAUCAUAAGGGUCCAGAGUAGCAAAAUCGGAUCUCUUGAGGGCGAAGAGACGUUCAAAGAGAAAUACGAAGAGCUGAAUGACAAGUAUGAGCAGCUCUUGAAAGACCAUGAGACUCUGAAGGCCAAGGACCGAGAAGAAGAAAAGAGUCUACAUGAAUCAAUCGCCCAGUACAGUGUUCAGCUAGAACAGUUCCUGGCGAGCAGAAAUGAGGGCCAAGAAGAAGGAAACGGAGGAGUCAGAAGUAUUUCCGGCCACCAUCAAAAGGUAAUCGAAGAUCUCAGGUCGCGUAUGGACCAGAUGGUUUCUGAGAAGCAAGGAACGGACUCAUCGGCCGCGGAACUAUCAGAAAAGCACAAGGAGCUUGAAAACAAGUGUCGAAAGCUGGAAGAAGAACUGAAGGCUAUCGAGUACAACUACGAGAGCAGCGUGAACUCGGUUAACAACGCUAGCAGAGCGCUCGCUUUGUCGCAAGAAGAGCUCAACAAAUACAAACAGGAGAGCAAACGUCUUGCUGAUGAGCUAGAGGAAAUGAAAUACAAAUCAGUGGACCGCCGCGACACAAGCCUGACGUCAAAUGACGACUCGCUUCUAAGCUCGAGUGGCGCCGGCCUGGCGGCCGAGCCCAAGAGCGACAUGCGGGACGCUCCCUACCGUCUGAAAAUCAAGGACUUGAAAGCCGAGCUUUUCAUCAUAAAACAGGAGAGAAACGCGCUAAAGGACGACGUAAUGGAGCUAAAGAAAAAGCUUCUCAACCUCGAAAACGAGGACGACUGA
Molecule: messenger RNA, 3171 nt
Organism: Lachancea thermotolerans CBS 6340
Lineage: Eukaryota; Fungi; Ascomycota; Saccharomycetes; Saccharomycetales; Saccharomycetaceae
Gene: KEL2
Product: Kel2p
Exons: 1
Coding region: 1-3171 (1056 amino acids)
Biological process (GO): regulation of cell shape
Molecular function (GO): protein binding
Source: RefSeq, a predicted model, not a curated record